Symbiodinium sp. CCMP2456 is the source of this 814-nucleotide messenger RNA. Lineage: Eukaryota; Dinophyceae; Suessiales; Symbiodiniaceae. The record is from the annotation of a GenBank genome assembly.
AUGGCAGCUGUGGACCUUCCGCUGUGGAUGCUAGGCGAGGGCGCGCAGACGUGGAAUGUGCAGAAGCUGGCCGCCCUUCGCAAGGCCUGUCUGGUCUUGUUGGAAGCGCUCAUCCAUCCAUACCCCCUGUACGGAUCGACUCAAGAAGCUGCUUCACGUUUUGGCCUGCGGCGCGACAUCGAUGCAAAAUGGCCACAGCGCCCUUCCCAUUGGUCGCCCGGUGGCAUAGCAGUUUCAGGGCCUAGGUCUUGUCGCCUUGCCACGUCUUGUGUUGAGAGGGCAGAGCAGCACCGUUGGACCGAGCUUUCAGUGCACAAAGGUCUAGUGGAGGGCUUCUUAAUCUUCGAGGCUAAGGGUUCGAUGAUCACGUAUACAUCCGUUGCAACUUUGUUGUUUACCGUAAAUCAUGGUGGGAUCCUUGUUGCACGGGCCCUUGUAAGCGCUACCAGGAGUCAAGCUGAGUUCGCCCCAACCAACAGGCGCCUUUUAGAAGAGGACUGGGCCAAGUCCGGGCAGGCGGAGGAGGAGGCGCUCCUUCGAGCCGCCACCGGCGUCCUCGACAAGGAGGAGCGAGGCUCAGGCUCGACGAUGCUUGGGGCUGAAGCAGUGAAGAAGGCAAGGGAAGCAUCUGCAGCUGCCAAGGCCAGCGCUCAAUGGGAUCUGCUUUUGGUUGCCCAGCACCUCCUGGGCCGUCCCGCAAGGGAGCCGGCUCCGACCUGGAAGGACAUGACGCAGGAGUUGCAUCGCAGACGCGAGCGGCUGCUGUCGCAGGCACACAGCUUCCAACUGAUCGCUGCCCUUCUCGAUUCCGUCU